Messenger RNA from Closterium sp. Naga37s-1, 5040 nucleotides. Lineage: Eukaryota; Viridiplantae; Streptophyta; Zygnematophyceae; Desmidiales; Closteriaceae. The record is from the annotation of a GenBank genome assembly.
AUGCGGUUGGUCAGAGGAACAGCAACCGGCGCACCCGCAUCCCCUCCGCCAGCAGACCGUUCUCCCACCGCCCCAAAAUCGCCCGGCGGGGGGAAUUCACCCCUGCGCUGGCUGCGCUCCUCCGGCCGCUCCCGUUCCUCUGCCAGUAACGAUCCCGACGACGUCGCCUCGUUUCUCCUCGAAACCUCCACCGUCUCUUCCAAUUCGUCCCCUUCCGCGGCUGGCGGCGGAUCAGCCGCGGGGGAAGGCGGCGGCUCUUCCGGGGCGCUACUUUCCCCCGCGUCCGCUGGUGACGGCAGCGGCGGCGGCGGUGGCGGCGACGCAGGUGGGAUGGAGGAGGAAUCUAGCGAGCGCGCAAUUGGCGCAGCGUCUCCAGCUCCUGCUCCUCCUGCUGCUGCUGCUGCUGCUGCUGCUGCUGCUGCGCCCGUUAGGCGGAAGCGCGACGUGCUCAUGGCGCGCUUGGCGGGGUUCCGCGGCGGCAAGAGCUGGGCGUCUGUGGAUGACCCUUCGUUAGGACUUGCUGCUGCUGCUGCCGCUGCCCCUGCUUCCCCUGCUGCCCCUUCUGCUGGCGGUGGUGGUAUGAAUGGUGGUGUGGGUGCCUGCGGUGGUGCAACGGCGGGUAUUUCUGGUCGGGAACAACGAGUGUUGUCGGAGAGGGUGGGAGGAGGGUUCAAAGGCAGUUUUUCCUUGGAGCACGAAACGGCUGACGAGCAGUCAGGGCGUGGCGCAAGGGUAGCAGGGGGAGGAGGAGGAGGAGGAAAUAUUGUAGCGGGCAGGCGAAUGUUUUCCGAGUCGGAGCAUGUGCAACAGCAGGCGGAAGCGGACGGGGAGGCGCAGGCGCAUGCGCGGAGCAUAUUCCGCAAGCCCCCCCCCGUAAUGGCUGCGCGGAUGCUGGCGGCAGAGCGCGGCGCAGGCCACGCGCGCGCAGCCAGCGCGGACAUCACGGCGCACUUCGCCACAGCUUCCGCCUCCCCCUCCCCCUCCGCUUCCGCUUCUUCCGCUGGGGUUGCGGAUGUGGGUGCGGGCGCUUCCGCUUCCUCUGCAAGCGCGAGGGCUUUGUUCGGGGGAGCAGGGGCGGCGGACGAAGGGGGGCGCAGCGGGCGCAUCUCGCGCGUUUUCAAGCGGUUAGGGCUGGGGAGCGGACGCGCGUCCGCGGUGGGUGUGAGCGGGCUUGGGGGGGCGAGCAGCGGGAGGGCGGAAAUGGGGGGCGACGGGGGAGCGGGAGGCGGGUUUGGAAAGAGUUUCUAUGAUACGCCGUUGCCUCUAUCAGAGGAUAGGAAACGGCUGAAUAGGCCGUCUGCUGCUGCUGCUGCUGCUGGUGCUGCUGGUGCUGGUGCUGCUGCUGCUGGUGGUGGGGCUGGUGAUGUGAGUGAAAGUGGGACGGAGGAAUCAAAAAGGAGAGAGGAAGCAGAUGUGACGAGGGAAAAAAAGGAGUACGGGGGUGAGGGGGAGGAAGAGGAAGUGGAGGAGUGGGAGGAAGAGUUAGUGGAGGAGCGGGAGGAGGAGGCGAGGAGGAAAGGAGUGAGCACGGACGAGAUGCAUCAGGGGUUGCUGCUGAGAGGCUCGCGUGGUGAAGGCGGUAGUAGCUCUUCUUCUGCCUUCCAUGGCAGCCGUUCCCCCCCUGUGGCGUCCCCUCCUCACAACGCACCUGCUUCUGCUGCGUCGUCUUUCGCGAGAGGAGCAGCACAAGGCGCCACUCCCGCAGCAGCAGCAGCAGCAGCAGCAGCUGAAGGCGCAUCAGCAGGGGCAUGGGCAGGGGCAGGGGCGUGGGCGGUAGGGCAGGAGAUAGAAGUGGAUGUUGUGGGGGAGGAUGGGCGCAGCAGCACCAUUCCCGCGCGCCUGGUGGAAGCCACAGUGGUGCAGAGCGGUGCAGGGGGGCGGCGGGUGAUGGAAAAAAUAGUGCUGGCUACAGGGGAGGUGAUGAUGGUGGUGGUGGAGGAGGAGGGGGAGGGAGAGGGGAAAGGGGAGGGGGGGGGGGGGGGAGGGGGAGCGCGGAGAGAGGUUGCUGGGGUGCGUGGGGAGGAGUUAAAGGAGAGAAGGGUGGGCGGUGGGGGUGAGAGGUUGGGCGAGAGGCUUGGUGGGCGGAAAGAGGAGAAGGCAGGGGGGAGGGAGAAGGAGAAGGAGAGGAAGAAGAAGGAGAAAGGAAAGGAGAAGGAGAGUGAGAGUGAGAAGGGGAAGGAUCGAGCGUUGAGGGAGGUUCUGGAGUUGUCCAAGGGGAUUGGACGGUCCAGAUCGAGCAUGGCAGAGCUGAUCAAACGGGUGAGCAAGGACGGAGGGUGUAGCAGUUCGGAUGAGCAGGAGGGGGAAGGAGCCAGGGGGUCGCAGGGAGGCGGGAGAAAAGAAGGGCCGAGAAAGGAAGAGGGGAGAAAGGAGGUGGGAAAAAAGGAAGCGGGCAUGGGCGUGGGCAUGGGAAAAGGGAAGGAUGCAUUGAGAAAGGAACGAAACAGCAGGCUGGGCCGUUCACAAUCAAAUAUUGGUGAGCAAAGCAGGGGUGGCGCAGUGGAAGGGGAGGGCGUGGGGAGGACGCGAGAAGGGGCGGGGGAGAAGCGGCGGGGGUCAAGGCUACGGGGGACGUCCCAGGGUGGUAUGUCCUGGGGUGGUGCUGUUGAUGGCGCUGCUGCUGGUGGGGGUACAGGGAUGGGAGGCGAGGAGGAGGAGGUGGUGGUUGGGAAGAGUGUGACACUGCCGCUGGAGAGGGAGAAGGAAAGGGAGAGGGAGAGGAGGGCAGAUGGGGGGGAGAGCGGGGACGAGUUUGCCCUGGGCACAGGCAUGGGAGUGGGCAUGGGCAUGGGAAUGGGAAUGGGCAUGGGCAUGGGCAUGGGCAUGGGCAUGGGCAUGGGCAUGGGCAUGGGCAUGGGCAUGGAUGGAUGGUCGCCGCACAGCAGCAGCGAGGGAACAGAGGGGAGUAGGCACGGGUCGGAGCAAGGGGGGGUUGCACUGGGCGCAGGUGGGUUCGGAGGUGCAGCAGGGGCAUGGGGUGGGGGAGGGGCAGGAACAGGGGGAGGGGCAGGAGCAGGAGAAGCGGAGAAUUCAGAGGCUCUGGCAGCGAGCAUGCGGAGGGCGUGGGUGAGAGGCGGAGGUGGGGGAUCUCGGCUGAGUAUCCAGCAGCGGGAGCGGCGGCGCGCUCACAGCCGCUCCCAAAAGGAUGCAGCUUGGUCCUUCCCUGCCAUGCCUGACCUUGAAGCUGCUGCUGCACGCCUGGUGAGUGGGCCUCAGGAGGGCGAGGAGGAGGAGGAGGACGAAGAGGCAUUGCCUCCCCUGCCGGAAGGGGAAAUGGAAUUGGCAGCGGCGGCGGCGGCUGUGCGUGCUGCGGCUGGGCUGGGAGAUGGUGAGGAGAGUGAAAGUGAGAGUGAGGGGGAGGAGGAGGAGGAAGGGAGGAGGGUUGGGGAUGGGAUGAUUAGCCCGUUGGCGAGUCCUAUCGGGAGUUCUGCUGAUCGUGCUGCUGCUGGGGGAAGAGGUGGUGAAGAGGAAGAGGAGGAAGCGGAGGAAGCGGAGGAGGAAGAGGAGGAGGAGGAAGAAGAGGAGGCUGCUACGCCACCGUCCCUUGGCCGCACAGAUUCUUCUACUGGUGGUGUCUCUCUUAUGACCCCUACCACCACCACCACCACCACCACCACCACCACCACCACCACCACUGCUCCCACCGUUCUACUACCAGCAGGCUCACCCGCAGGCAAACCAGCAGGCAGAUCAGCAGGCAGAUCAGCAGCAGCAGCAGCAGCAGGAAUGGGUGUGCCUCGUCCCUACUCCCCCGUGCUGAGUCCUUCCGCUAAAGCAGCAUCAGCAUCCGUCAUUGCUGCUGCUGUUGCAGCCGCUGCAGACGCGCGCUCACGCACCCCUCUCCGCGUCGCCAUAGCAUCCCGCCAGGGUGCUGCCUCUGGCCGCUCAGCAGCAGCUGCUGCCGCCGCUGCUGCCGCUGGUGCGGGUGGUGGGUCUGCUGGGGGGGGUGUGAAGCAGGGGGGGAUGCUGUGGCAGCGCAGGAGCACGAGUUUCUGUGCCAUGGAGCUAGAGUCUCUAAUGACUGAUAGGGGCAAGGAUCCGUGGGGUAUGGGGUACACAGGCCCUCUUAGCUCUGGCGCCAAUGUUGUUGCUGCUGCUGCUGCUGCUGCUAUCGGUGCUGGUGCUGGUGGUGUUUUUGCAGCACGGCCUCGGUCGCCGCUACAGCAGCGCAAGAGAGUGAUGACAGAGAGUGAUGUGGUGCCUGGGGGCGGGCCUCAGGAGCAGGAGAAGCAGCAGCAGCAGCAGCAGCAGCAGCAGAAGGAGGAGGAGGAGGAGGAGGAGGAGGAGGAGGAGGAGGAGGAGGAGGAGGAGGAGGAGGAGGAGGAGGAGGAGGAGGAGGAGGAGGAGGAGGAGGAGGAGGAGGUUGUAGAGCAGGCGAGUGUGCAGCGGGCGCAGCAGUCGGUGCUGGCGAGAGUGAUGUCUGAAGAUGAUGGGGUGCCACGGAGCGACUCCGUGGUCAUUCAUGAGUUCAGCUGUGAUGACAUGGACUCGGAUGGGGGAGAUGUGGAUGAUGCUGCUGCUGCUCCUGCUGUUACCAGAAAUGUGGCUGCUGCUGCUGAUGCUGAUGCUGAUGCUGAUGCUGAUGCUGAUGCACAGCUGUUGUUGCAGCAGGAGCAGGAGAAGCACCAGGAAAGGCAACAGCAGCAGCAGCAGCAGCAGCAGCAGCAGCAGCAGCAGCAGGCGAGUGUGCAGCGGGCGCAGCAGUCGGUGCUGGCGAGAGUGAUGUCUGAAGAUGAUGGGGUGCCCCGCAGUAACUCCGUGGUCAUUCAUGAGUUCAGCUGUGAUGACAUGGACUCGGAUGGGGGAGGCGUGGAGGGAGAGGAGGGCGAGGAGGGAGAGGAGGGACAGGAGGGAGAGGAGGGAGAGGAGGGAGAGGAUGCGGGGAGAAGGGAGGAUUGGGAGGAUGUGAAGGAGAGGAGGGAGCUAGAGGGAGUGAGGAGCGGAAUUUCAGUUGAGCGGAUUGAGGAGGUGGUGAGUAGAGGGGGCGGUGGAUUGGACACGAGGGAUGGAAGGGUGGGUAAAGUGAGGAGGAUGAGGUAG